Salvelinus sp. IW2-2015 is the source of this 2162-nucleotide messenger RNA. The record is from RefSeq and is a predicted model, not a curated record. NCBI's taxonomy places the organism in Eukaryota, Metazoa, Chordata, Actinopteri, Salmoniformes, Salmonidae.
CAAGAACGCCAAGCUAAGCUUUGAAGAAUUUAGCGAUAGUGGCAUUAGGUGCGGAGCUAGUGUAGUUCAUUGAUCAUCUAUGGGAAGCGCUUGACAAGUGAUAGCGURUUACUUGUAUGCGGCCGCAAAAUGUGACGAAUAGUACGCAGAUUAAAAAAAAUACAUGAUAUAUAUUUUUUUAAAUAUGUAGUUUAAAGAAAGACGUUUCUGUAAAAGAUGUAUUCAUAUCACCAUGCUGCCGUAAACUUCAACUCCUUCGAAGUGGAUGUGUAUUUUCAGCUUCAACACUUAGUUUGAACAAGAUGGAAGUUAUCACACCAUAAACGUUCUGCGGUGACUGAGGAGAUGGGAAAAUGGGAGAUAUCAAUGAACCCAGUGCAGGAGUGGGGUGAGGAGUUUGAGGAGGGGGCGUUGUAUGGAAUCACCCUGCGUCGGGAGCCCGUCCAGAUACCAGCCAGCCCCACCGAGGCCCGGCCAUGCGUUGCCUUCGUCCAGUACCGGACCUGUAAGGUGCGCAGGCUGAAGGCAGCCACCCUGAACCGGCUAGUGAGCCACCUCCUGGACCCCUGCUGCCAGGAGCCCGACUACAGACGGAUCUUUCUGUCCACCUACCAGACCUUCACCACUACCAGUGCACUCAUUGAGCUGCUCUUCCAGAGGGACAAUGGGGCUUCAGACGUGUACAACAGUGAAUGUCACAGGAGGUGUCUGUUGCCCCUGAUCCAGACUUGGCUGGAGGAGUACAGUGAGGACUUCCGGGAUCCUCCUCAGCAUCCCUCCCUAAGGCUGCUGUUGGACCACCUGCACUGCCUAUCCUCCUUCUGUUCACUGGCCCAGCGCUCUGAAACUCUGCUUAAGAUGUUCCAGAGAGGAGAAAUGGAUAAUGGUGGCCAUUCUGCCCAGGCUGAGGUUAAUCAGGAAAACGAGAGCUCAGGGGAGGAAGGCCUAGAAUGGUACAGCCCACUGGAUCAGGGUGACAUCAUGGACUUCUCAGUCACAGGCAUCGCAGAACAGCUCACCCGACUGGACGCUGGGCUGUUUAGGAAGGUGGUUCCCUACCAGUGUCUGGGCUGUGUGUGGUCCCAGAGAGACAAGAAGGAGAACCUGUCUGCUACCGUUAGCGCCACCAUUGCCCAGUUUAAUGCAGUCACCAACCGAGUCAUCACCUCCCUGCUCUGCCGGCCCACCUCCAGCCCCACUUCUGUCCGCAGGGCCUCCAGCCCAGCUCAGAGGGCCUGCGUCAUUGAGAAGUGGAUCAGAGUAGGACAGGAGUGUCGGCAGCUGAAGAAUUUCUCCUCUUUGAGGGCCAUCCUGUCUGCCCUUCAGUCCAAUGCUGUCUACAGGCUGAGGAAGACGUGGGCUGCUGUGUGUAGGGACAGCGUGGCCAUCUUUGAUAACCUCUGUGAAACCUUCCCUGAUGAGAACUGUGUGUUAAGCAACAGAGAGAUCAUUGUGGGGGAUGGAAGCCAAACAGCCAUGGAUAACAUUUCUCCCAAGAUAUCCAAGCGAUGUCCUAUUGCCAGACAGAUGAGCACCUCCAGUGGGGUGGUUCCUUACCUGGGCACAUACCUGACUAUCCUCACAAUGCUGGACACUGCUCUACCAGAUACUGUGGAGGGGGACCUCAUAUACUUUGAAAAGAGGAGGAGGGAGUUUGAGAUUCUCUCUCAGAUCCGGCAGCUCCAAGCCUCCUGCUCUCAGUACAACCUGCCACAUCACACCAGGAUCACUGCCUGGUUGCAGGGCCAGAAGCUGCUCACUGACCAGGAGAGGUGAGAACCUGUCCCUCACUGGUUUUAUUGUAGAUCAAUGAGGAGAUAAAGAGCUGGUGAGCUUUGUAAGGAUUGAUGGGCAUAAUAAUGUCUUAAAAUGAUGCCCCUUAUAGCCAAUAAACCCGUUAUACAACCUGAAUUGUCUCUUUCUAAUAUACUGUAUACCCAAAUGUACUACUCAAAUUACAUGUAAAACACAAUUCCCAUAAUCCCUACCCUGGUUUUGCCUGUUAAGGAAAAUGAAUAGAAAACCCAUCUAGAGCUGGGGUUGACACAGGGCUGCAGUCUGUUCAGGCUUUUAGAAUCAGAUGUGUUGGUGCAGGGCUGGAACAAAAGGCUGUAUACAAAACGCUCUCUCCACUGGCUUCCAGUUGAAGCUCGCAUCCGCUA